Messenger RNA from Protobothrops mucrosquamatus (brown spotted pit viper), 1120 nucleotides. It is a transcript of the gene DUSP19, whose product is annotated as dual specificity phosphatase 19. The transcript has 4 exons. The record is from RefSeq and is a predicted model, not a curated record. The coding region runs from base 206 to 823 and encodes 205 amino acids. Gene Ontology annotation, biological process: regulation of MAP kinase activity; protein dephosphorylation. NCBI's taxonomy places the organism in Eukaryota, Metazoa, Chordata, Lepidosauria, Squamata, Viperidae. Gene Ontology annotation, cellular component: cytoplasm. Gene Ontology annotation, molecular function: JUN kinase phosphatase activity.
AAAAGGAAGAGCAUAGCGGGCAACGCUUCUAUGCUGCGUCCCAAUUCUGCUUGAAGAGUCUUUGAGCAGGGAUGUGUGUGCCUUUAGGCAAAGCUGAACGACUAGGAGCCGAUCUAGUCACAAAAAAAAAGAAGAAACCAAAUGCAAAUAAGCCUCUUCUCCUUGGCUUUCCUGCUGCCCGCUUGAAGGCUUCUUUUCUCAUGUAAUGCACUCGCUCACCCAAGAAAUCAAAUCCUUCUCCAGGACUAAUUUGAAAAAGCAAUGUACCAGAGUCACAACUUUAUCUGGGAAGAGACUUAUCGAGACCUGGAGGGAUGCCCAGAUGCAAGUGGUGGAAGUGGCUGAUUGUAAGGAGGGGGACGCCUGUGGCUACGUGCAGGACCUCAGCCUGGACCUUCAGAUUGGGGUGAUUAAGUCGUGGCUAUUGCUGGGUUCCCAGGAUGCUGCUCAUGACUUGGAGACAAUGAAAAAAUAUAAGGUUACCCAUGUUCUAAAUGUAGCUUAUGGUGUCGAAAAUGCCUUCCCCAAUGACUUUACAUAUAAAACGAUCCCUAUUCUUGACCUGCCUGAGACUGACAUCACCUCUUGUUUCCCUGAAUGUUUUGAAUUUAUUGAACAAAUCAAGUUAAAGGGUGGUGUUGUGCUUGUUCACUGUAAUGCAGGAGUUUCCCGGGCAGCAGCAAUUAUCAUAGGGUUCCUAAUGUACUCAGAAGGACUCAAUUUUGCCAUGGCUUUUUCUGUGGUGAAAAAUGCAAGGCCUGCUAUUUGUCCAAAUUCUGGCUUCAUGGAGCAGCUCCAGAAAUACCGUCAAUUCAAUUGUUAAAAAUGGAAAUUUAAGUGUCUAGGGGAAUGAAGAAGAAUGAAUUUUAUGGUUGUAUUGUAAUAAGAGAAAUGGACUUUAUCACAAUGUUAAUAAAAGUUGCACAUCAUUACAGCUCUAUAUCUAUCAUUGAAACCCAUCUUCGUUCUUACAUGUAAUGAUGAAUUAAUCUCAGAUGCAUUUUGCUUUUUUAAAAAUUUAAUCUUAAUAUAACAAUGUGGACUUAAGCUUCUUUGAUUUAGCAAUUGUCUAUUACUUGCAACUAUGUUUUACCAAUUAAAAAAGUUUAAGAUCACAUAA